GAUGAACCUGAAAGGAAGAGUGUAUGGGCUUGUGAAAGUGAAUCAAAGGGGUGGGGCUAAGAAGAGGGAGGUGUUACUGCUUUUUUAAGUUCCUACAGUUAAAAGUUACUUAACUCAGCCACAAUUUCUUACUUUAGAAACGAAUUUCCACUUCUGCUCCAGGGGAAGAAAACAAGGUGCUCAUCAUAAAACACCCCAAGCUACUACUUCCUUUGGAAAACAACAUUAGAUUUUCCCAAUGGAUUCUCUAACACAAUCAAUCAACCAAUUUGCCCUGGAAUUUAGCAAAAAGCUAGCUGAGUCUGCUGAGGGUAAAAAUAUUUUCUUUUCUCCUUGGGGCAUCUCAACCUCGUUAGCCAUGGUGUAUUUGGGCACCAGAUGUACCACUGCAUCCCAAAUAGCCCAGGUGCUUCAAUUUAACAGAGAUCAGGACAUCAAAUCUUAUCCUGAAAGUGAAAAGAAAAGGAAAACGGAUUUCAACUUGGGGAAGGUUGAAGAAAUACACUCCAAUUUCCAAACACUCAUCUCCGAAAUCAACAGUCCCAGUAAUGCCUAUGUACUUAAAACAGCCAAUGGGAUAUAUGCAGAAAAAACUUACCCAUUUCUCAAAAAAUAUUUAGAAGACAUGAAAGCAUACUUUGGUGCAGAGCCACAGCCUGUGAACUUUUUGGGAGCUUCUGACCAAAUCAGAAAGGAGAUCAACUCUUGGGUUGAAAGCCAGACUGAGGGAAAAAUUCUGAAUCUCCUACCUGAUGAUGCUGUAGAUUCUGCAACCAAAAUGGUCCUGGUGAAUGCCCUUUACUUUAAAGGAACCUGGGAACAUCAAUUCUUAGUCCAAGACACCACAGAAAAGCCUUUCAGAAUAAACAAGACUACAAGCAAACCAGUGCAAAUGAUGUGGAUGAAAAAAAAGCUUCCCAUUUUUCACAUAGAAAAUCCACAAGCAAUCGGCCUUCAACUCUACUAUGAGAGCCGUGCCCUCAGCCUGUUCAUACUGCUGCCAGAAGACAUCGGUGGGCUGGAUCAGCUGGAAAAGGCCGCCACCUAUGAAAAGUUGAGUGAGUGGACCAGCGCAGACAUGAUGGAGAUGUAUGAUGUGAAGCUGCACCUUCCCAAGUUCAAGCUGGAAGAGUCUUAUGAUCUCAAGUUAGCCCUAAGCAGCAUGGGGAUGAGCGAUGCCUUUAGCCAGAGCAAGGCUGAUUUCUCAGGAAUGUCCCCAGAGAAAAACCUAUUUCUGUCCAAUGUUUUCCACAAGUCCUUUGUGGAAAUAAAUGAAGAAGGUACAGAGGCUGCAGCUGGUAGUGGGAGUGAGGUGAGUUAUCGAAUUAAACUCCCAUCCAUUGAAUUCAGUGCAGACCACCCAUUCCUCUUCUUCAUCAGGCACAACAAAACCAACACCAUUCUCUUUUAUGGGAGAUUCUGCUCCCCCUAAGCCUGCUUCUUCCCCAUCAAACAAGACGACGUGAAAAAUACAUCAUAAGAUGGAAAAACAAUUAUAAUAAAAACUAGUUUGCAGUCUAGAUAUUUUUCACAUUUGAAUAUUAGAAAAUAAAUCUUGAAAUAAUGCAUUCUAA
Molecule: messenger RNA, 1574 nt
Organism: Myotis myotis
Lineage: Eukaryota; Metazoa; Chordata; Mammalia; Chiroptera; Vespertilionidae
Gene: SERPINB10
Product: serpin family B member 10
Exons: 9
Coding region: 239-1432 (397 amino acids)
Biological process (GO): negative regulation of endopeptidase activity
Molecular function (GO): serine-type endopeptidase inhibitor activity
Source: RefSeq, a predicted model, not a curated record